Alternaria hordeiaustralica is the source of this 561-nucleotide messenger RNA. RefSeq lists its product as uncharacterized. Lineage: Eukaryota; Fungi; Ascomycota; Dothideomycetes; Pleosporales; Pleosporaceae. The record is from RefSeq and is a predicted model, not a curated record. The transcript has a single exon. Bases 1 to 561 code for a protein of 186 amino acids.
AUGCCUAACCGACGCAUGAGCGAUACAAACGGAAUCAACAAAGCAAUAAGUCCCACAUCGAGCAUUGUGCAAAGGCGAAUAGCAAGAAAGAUGUCACCAUGGAACCGCAACCCAGCCCUCGCAAAUAAAAUCGCCGAAAUGCGCCUCACCAUCGCCCCCAUAGUGCACGUGGAGACAGGGAUACCAGCACCCGAGUUCCCCUCUACAAUGCUCGAUCUUUUCCUCCUCACCGAAGCGCAACUCGACGCGCUAGCUGCCUACUAUUCCCAAACACAUUCAACAGAUCUCACAAACCAAUAUCCCCAGACAAUGAACUGGCAACAACCCUUCUUAGAUGCCAGCGAUACCUUGCCCGAAAACUGUAAACUAGGUGAGCUGGAACGGUUAAAGAUCAAGAUGAGGAUGUUUGCGAGGUUCAUUGGUAUGAGGGGUGCGGAUACACCGCGGUGGGAGUACGACCGCCAGAUUGAGAUUUUGAGGAAUAAGAUCCAGAGGAGGAUUACGGAUGAGGAGGAGAAGGUGCUGAGGAAAUUUUAUCAAGGUCCUGUUAGUAGACCGUGA